Molecule: messenger RNA, 5132 nt
Organism: Menidia menidia (Atlantic silverside)
Lineage: Eukaryota; Metazoa; Chordata; Actinopteri; Atheriniformes; Atherinopsidae
Source: the annotation of a GenBank genome assembly
CUGCCUCUCCUCAGCAAUCUGUCUCAUGAAGUCACUGCCCAGCAGCCACUCAGUGAGCUGUGCGAGAUCCACACAGUUCAGGAGACUCCUCAGCCCGGUCCGCUCAGGGGUGACAGCUGCAGCAGCCUGCUCAUAUGGAAGUACCAGCAGCAACCCCCGACAACAUGCACUCAUGAACGCUUCAGCACGCCGUCAUUUGCGCAGGCACUCAUGAAUUCGGAUAAAAAUGUGUACCUCGGUAGAGACAAAGGCAUCAUGCGGAAGAGAGCCCUGCUCCUCAGGAAGGGUUGCAGCUUCGAGAUAACCAGCUCUGCCUCAGAGGACUUGGGCUGCAGGCGUGGAGACUUCAGCAGGAAACACUAUGGUUCGGUCGAGCUGCUGAUUUCCAGUGAUGCAGAUGGGGCCAUUCAGAGGGCAGGGCGCUUCAGGGUGGAGAAUGGUUCAUCAGAUGAGACUUCCGACUACACUCCAGGAACCUGGAGGAGAACGGAUGUCCAUCUGGAGAAUCCAGAGUACCACACCAGAUGGUUCUUUAAAUACUUCUUGGGUAAAGUCCACCAGAACUAUGUGGGCACAGAUGCUGAGAAGAAUCCUUUCUACCUGUCAGUUGUCCUCUCAGACCAGAACAACCAGCGGGUCCCUCAAUACAGAGCCAUUCUCUGGAGGAAGACGGGUACUUUGAAGAUCAGCCUCCCCUACAGCCCGACCAAAACACUAUCAGUCAAGUCCAUUCUCAGUGCAAUGAACAUGGACAGGUUUGAGAAAGGCCCCCGGGAGAUCCUCAACGCUGAGAUUCAGAAGGAUCUGCUGGUGUUGGAGGAACAGGAGGGUUCUGUCAACUUUAAAUUUGGUGUACUGUAUGCCAAAGAUGGACAGCUGACAGAUGACGAGAUGUUCAGUAAUGAGACGGGGAGUGAGAAUUUUGAGAAGUUUCUCAAUCUGCUGGGUGACGCCAUUACACUUCAGGGAUGGGCAGGCUACCGUGGGGGGCUGGACACCAAGAACGACACUACAGGAAUUAAAUCCAUCUACACAGUGUAUCAAGGCCAUGAGCUCAUGUUCCACGUGUCCACAAUGCUGCCCUAUUCUAAAGAAAACAAACAGCAGGUGGAGAGAAAAAGGCACAUUGGAAAUGAUAUCGUUACCAUAGUAUUCCAGGAAGGGGAUGAUGCGUCGUCAUCCUUUAAACCAUCAAUGAUUCGAUCACACUUCACCCAUAUUUUUGCUUUAGUUAGGUACAAUAGCCAGAACGACAGUUACAGGUUGAAGAUUUUCUCGGAGGAGAGUGUUCCUCUGUUUGGACCCCCUCUCCCGUCUCCGCCUGUUUUUACUGAUCACCACGAAUUCAGGGACUUUUUAUUAGUCAAAUUAAUCAAUGGAGAGAAAGCCACACUGGAGACGCCGACAUUUGCCCAGAAGCGUCAGCGGACUCUGGACAUGUUGAUCCGCUCGCUCUACCAAGACCUCAUGCCUGACUUGCAUAAGGUUCCAUUUUCUCCUCAGAAUAUGUUAAACCGGCGGUCCUUCAGCGACGUGCUGCCCGAGUCUCCGAAGUCUGCGCGCAAGAAAGAGGAGGCGCGGCAGGCCGAGUUUGUCAGGAUAGGGCAGGCUCUGAAGUUGAAGACCAUCGUGAGAGGAGAUGCACCGACGAGCCUUGUUACCACAGGCCUGUGCAGGAAAGAGCCAUGGGAGUCUCAGUCAUUCUGCAGCACAUUCCCCUAUGAGAUCGUGUGUGCUGACUCCUGGGGCCAGUCUCUGCUGGCCGCCACCGACGCAGCAGGAGUGAUGCUGCUGGAUGGCCCUGAUCCAGCUUUGCCCAGCAGCGAGCCUCAGACUGUUCCCCCGGUGCCAGUGUUUGACAAAACGAUGGCAGUCAAGCAGAUGCACGUUCUUGAGCCUCAGGACCUGCUGAUCACCCGAGCUGAUAAAGGAAAGGACGCUCGGCUCUAUGUGUUCAGGCUCGGCACGAUCAAGAGGGGCCUGGAGGAAAGGCAGCUCGUCCGAAGCAAGUGUGACUGCCGGGAGAAUAAACUGGAGAAGACUAAAGGUUGUCAUUUGUACUCCAUCAACACCCACCACGGCUCAGAGCUGAGAAUAGUCGCAGCCAUUAGGACCAAACUCCUGCUCAUUACCAGGAAGCAUCCCCGUUUCAGCGCCGUGGCCACAACAGACUCGCCGGUGGAGGAGUUUCAGUACAUACGGGAGAUCUGUCUGUGCGACCCGCCGGUGGUGAUGGCGCUGGUGGACGGCCCGACGGGGGAAAACGACAACAUGAUCUGCGUGGCGUACAAACACCAGUUUGACCUGAUCAAUGAGAGCACCGGGGAUGCCUAUCGGCUACAUCACGUCGAUGCCAACAGGGUAAACUUUGUAGCAGCCAUUGAUGUGUACGAAGACGGGGAGGCGGGUCUGCUCUUGUGUUACAACUAUAUUUGUUACUAUAAGAAGGUUUGUCCGUUUAACGGCUCCACACCGAUGAUCCAGUCCAAUACACCUGACUUCCACUUCAGCUGGAACCAGAUGCCCAAUGCUAUCGUGUGUGCUUUCCCUUACAUCCUGGCGUUUACAACAGACUCCAUUGAGAUCCGGCUUGUGGUCAACGGGAACCUCGUGUACACGGCAGUGGUUCCAGAGCUGCAGCUGGCUGCUUCACGGUCAGACAUCUAUUUUGUCUCGUCUGCGCCGGUGAGCUCAGCCUCCAAUUGCAGUUCAAGAGACACCAGUUCUCACAGCUCCCCACAGACGCCCACCGGCUAUGAGAUGCCCGUGUUUCCUUCGCCACUCGGUGAUGAUUCUAUACGGAUCCCCUAUGGUACCAAGCUUUCCCUGUACAUGUCUAAGGAUGCCGAAGGUGAAGCAACAUGCAAACACAUAUUUAGGAUUCCCUUGUGUAACUUGGUGGGCCGCAGCAUUGAGAGACCCCUGAAGUCCCCCCUGGUCAACAAAGUGCUGACAACACCGGCCCCCACCAUGGUGCCCGCCGCCCCUCUCAUCUCAACACACUCGCUGUCCUUAUCUCGCAUGGAGAUCAAGGAGAUAGCCAGCCGCACACGGAAAGAGCUGCUCGGCUUGACGGAGGAGCCAAGUGGGAAAUCGGACAACGGAUCGGUCAAACAGAGAAAAAUGAGCAAGAAGAACACUGAGGAGGAGCCCAAAGCGCGGGCGCUGACAUCCACAAACAGUGACAGGUCAGCGUCAGAGUCCGCUGAAGCAGACCUGGACAUCCAGCUGCACUGUUCAGCCACUUUAGAGGCAGAGCCAGAGAAGGGGGUGCUUCGGGCGGAGAGUCCACCUCUGGCCAGCGCGUUCGCCCUGUCCACACCGUUCGAGGAGGACAUCCUGGACCUUAAGUGAAGACAAUCCCAUCGUGCGCCCGCUCUUGUACAGUCACUUUUACUCUGUUGUUUUGCUUUUAAUUUGUUUGUUGACCUCCUUUUUUUUUUUUUUUUGUUCUCCCCCUCAUAUUUUGUCGACAUCCCGAUGUGUGUGGCACGAGUGGGAAGUUGUGUACGUGUUUGUGUUUGUUUUGUGUGAGCAAAACCUCAGCCGCAGUGUGUUGGUUGUUUUAUGUUGGCCUUUGGCAAAUAACCCAAAGAGGUGGUGACGUUGUGUGAUAUGCUCCUGUGUGAGAAGAGUUUGACCCCAGACCACAAAUUGAAUGUAAAUCUGCACACCAAGGUACACAAAAUACGUGUGUCCACAAAGACCACAAAGACACUGAAAUCCCUGUAUGUUAUAUAUUAUGUGAUUAUUUCGAAUCCACUUCCAAAUGUUGUAUGAUAAGCAUAUGUAUGUGUACAUCUGUUUGUAUGACAGGUAUAAGCCUGUCUGGCCAGUGAUGCAUAUUUAUAGAUAUAUUAUAAAAAUGAAAUAAGAAAUUUUAUUCCCACACUUUGUAAAAGUAUAAUGUUUUAUGCUCUCUGCACAUUUGAGUCCUAAUGGCUCUCCUUACUCACUACUUUACAGAUUGACAGGGCUGGAGGCAAAGUCUCCCACAAGUGCCAUUUCCCAACAUCCAUCCUUGAACUAGCUCACCAAUGAACACCGUAUUCUGGGAUCUGACAGUAGCAGCCAUGUUUGUAGUCCACAGUCGAUGGCAUUGGUAAUCCACAACUCUAAACUGCUGGAGACAGUCUCUUGAAGCUACAAUGAUUGAAUAUUUUACCCCAUGAAAAAAGAGGGUUUGACUCAGCACACUGGAAGUAGUUGAGCCACAAAAUAAUAUCUGAUAUAUCAGCAAAAAUCCCACCUCGGUAUCAGAUAUUAUGUAUGAGAUGGUACUGCAAUUUUAACCAAAUUUUAGAUAGAAAGUUUGAAUGGAGUAUAUAAUCACUGAAUUUAAUUUUAAAUAUAUAUAUAUUUAUGUCUACAUUAAUAUGUAGUAUAUAUAUAUAUACAUAUGAGGAAGAUAUUGAUGCUAAUAUUAAUGUCUUUCAUUAACUGCUCUCUGUUAAAUGUCAAAUUCUAAACUCAUGUCAGAGUUGCUGCACUCCAUUUUUCCACAUAAACAGUGUUUACAUCAACUCUAAAGUUAUCACUACAGCUGGGAAAAUUCAUUAUCAAAUUCAGCUCUUAUCGUUGCAUAGACGCCUGAGAACGUAUUAAAUAAGGCCUCACAUUACCCGAACACUGACAUCUCCUUUUAUUAGACUGGGUAUCUAUACAUAUGGUGUGAUAUUGUGAAUGCAACCAUAAAGCCAUCUCAAGAAACGUGAAUCUUUCCUGUCAUCUGUGGCAAAAAAAAAAAAAACUCAAGCCUUAGCUAUGAUUGUGCACCAUUGCUAGACUGCCCAACAGUGCAGCCUUCAAGUGAUUCAUGAAAUUAAGCAUAUUUGUUUGAAUGGCUGCACAUGAACCAGCAGGUGGCUGUUGGUUCAGGUUUUUAUCUUUGACGGUGUCUUUUUAAACGAUUCAAGACACAGGAAACCUUAAUCGGCUCCUUGCUGAAAAGACUUUCAUCAGGUUAUUUUCUCGAGAUGCCUUUAAAGCCAAACAAUGUUUUUUCAAAGCAAGUUUUGAGGCUCAAGAGAAAUUAAUCAUGUAAAUGAAUCUAAUUUGUUACUAUCAGUAUAUGUGUAAAGACAACAAAACUGGUGUUGCUUCAGGUUAUUGGUGCCUUUGAGCCCCAUCAA